Cyclopterus lumpus (lumpfish) is the source of this 831-nucleotide messenger RNA. Its product is annotated as dynein light chain 4, axonemal. The record is from RefSeq and is a predicted model, not a curated record. NCBI's taxonomy places the organism in Eukaryota, Metazoa, Chordata, Actinopteri, Perciformes, Cyclopteridae. Gene Ontology annotation, cellular component: dynein complex. Gene Ontology annotation, molecular function: dynein intermediate chain binding; dynein light intermediate chain binding. The transcript has 4 exons. Gene Ontology annotation, biological process: microtubule-based process. Bases 101 to 418 code for a protein of 105 amino acids.
GCUUACCCUGACCGGACAUCCGUUGUUUAGAAUGUCUCCUUAACAACCGACCUGGAGUCAGACAGCAGAAGUUCUCGGAGGAGAAACGCCUCGAGUCGGGAUGGCUGGAACCGGAGAGAAGAAGGAGGAGGCCGACUACAAGAGACUGCACAGCUUCCCUCUCAUCCGGCACACCGACAUGCCGGAGGAGAUGAGGGUGGAGACCAUGGAGCUCUGCGUGACGGCCUGCGAGAAGUUCGCCACCAACAAUGAGAGCGCGGCCAAGAUGAUCAAAGAGUCCAUGGACAAGAAGUUCGGCAGCUCGUGGCACGUGGUGAUCGGCGAGGGCUUCGGCUUCGAGGUGACGCACGAGGUGAAGAACCUCCUCUACAUGUUCUUCGGAGGCGGUCUGGCUGUGUGCGUGUGGAAGUGUUCGUAGCCCCUCCCCCCCACGGAGGCCCCGCCUCCCGCUGACCAGGGAACAAACACCAGCGACUAUAAACAUUUUUUGGAGAUUCUUUAAAACGGGAAACAAAAUCUUUCUGCUGUUUCCUCUCUGGAGCUCGUGUGUGUGUGUGUGUGUGUGUGUGUGUGUGUGUGUGUGUGUGUGUGUGUGUGUGUGUGUGUGUGUGUGCUGGACACACACUGUCUUCCUUUUUAGUUUUUUAUUAAACCUCAUUUUUCGUCACCACCCUCUAAACUCUUUCUCUCUCCGGCCGCUCGUCUUCAAUAAGAUUUGUAAUAUUUUCUACGUGUACAUAUUUUGCGGGCGGCGCCGUGGAGGCGUCUCAUGUUCAAUGACCCAGUUGGUGUGAAUUAACCUGAUUGUACAAUAAAAUGAACAGAACUAUA